Molecule: messenger RNA, 1041 nt
Organism: Chenopodium quinoa (quinoa)
Lineage: Eukaryota; Viridiplantae; Streptophyta; Magnoliopsida; Caryophyllales; Amaranthaceae
Product: protein FAR-RED IMPAIRED RESPONSE 1-like
Exons: 2
Coding region: 1-1041 (346 amino acids)
Biological process (GO): regulation of DNA-templated transcription
Source: RefSeq, a predicted model, not a curated record
AUGAGGGCUAGGAGGGAAGCGAAGAAGAGGGAAAAGGCAAUGAGUCAUGGAGGUUCAGUUGGUUUAGUUGAUGGGUUGGUAUGUGCGGAUGAAUUAAGUGGUAUGAAGAGGACUUCGAAAAAGUGUGAAUGUCAUGCCCGUGUUUAUGCUAAAGUUAACGAAGAUGGCUUGUGGGAGUUGAAGAGCGUGGAACUAAAGCAUAAUCACGCGAUUGAUCCGGCAAAUUAUAAGCUUGUUAAGGAGUACCGCAUGAAGCAAAUGACCUGCAAAGCGAAGAAGACGCUGACAGAUUUGUACGAGCAAGGUGUACCAGUUUCUCAAAUACACGGUAUCAUGGCGACCGAACGGAAGGGUAACAUGGAUCUGACGUUAAAAGAUUUACAACAUGAGGUGUACAAGGCUAGGCAGUUGAAGAUGGUUGGAGGGGACUCGGUGGAAAUGAUGGAGUACUUUGACAAAAUGCAAACCGGGAACCAAAAUUUUUUCCAUGUUCAACGUUUGGAUGAAGAAGGGAGGCUUAAGGAUGUGUUGUGGGUGUAUGCAAGAAGUAGGGUAGCAUAUGAGGACUUUGGUGAUGCGGUUUGCUUCGACGCAACAUACCUAACGAAUGAGUACGAGCUCCCGUUUGCGAACUUUGUUGGUGUGAACCACCAUGGGAAAUCGUUGUUGUUGGGAUGUGCUCUUGUUUCACAUGAAGACUGCGAUACGUUCACGUGUAUAUUUCGACAGUGGUUAGCUUGCAUGAACAAUCGAGCUCCUAAAGCCAUAUUGACCGACCAAGUGGAAGCUAUGCGGAGGCCCCUUGCUGAAGUCAUGCCAAACACGGUGCAUCGUUGGUGCAUAUGGCAUAUCAUGAGCAAGAUCCAUGAGAAACUUGGCAAGUGUGCACGUUACCAGGACUUCGUCAACCCCCUCAAAGAGCUGGUAUAUGAGAGCUUUGACCCCGAGGAGUUUCAAACGCGAUGGGCAGAGUUUAUUGUCGAGUAUAAGUUGGAGGACAAUGAAUGGCUACAGAGCAUAUGUGGGUGCCUGCAUACAUGA